UUUCCACCAAAGAUAGAAUAAGAAGAAAAAAGGAUCUUUGUAUUUAGGCCCAUCAAGAACCUACCCUCCCUGUUUUUUCAAUUUCCAGCUCAAUUGAAUCCCAAACUCUCUCUCUCUCUCUCUCUCUCUCUCUGGUGUUUGUUUGCAGAGAGGGAGAGGGAAACUGUGCUAAUCCCAGUUCUCUUAAUUGAUUGGUGAGAGAGAAUUUUGUGAGAGGUAGAGAAAACAAUAAUAAGAAGUGGGGUUGGAGUAGGGAGUGAUAAAAUGGUGAUGUGGGUAUUUGGGUAUGGGUCUCUGAUUUGGAAGGCAGGGUUUCACUAUGACGAUCGCCUCGUCGGCUGCAUCAAAGGCUAUCGCCGCGUCUUCUACCAGGGGAGUACUGACCAUAGAGGGACUCCGGAUUACCCGGGAAGAGUAGUGACAAUGGAGCGUGCACAGGGAGAAGUGUGUUGGGGAGUUGCUUACAAGAUAUCAGGGACAGAAGACGAACAGAUUGCUUUAACGUAUCUAGAAGUGAGAGAGAAGCAAUAUGACACGAAGGCUUAUGUUGAUUUCUUCACUGACCCAAUGGCUUUGACCCCAGCUGUUUCCGAUGUUAUGGUAUAUAUAGCAUCUUCAGACAGAAAGCUCAACCCAAACUACCUUGGCCCUGCAUCACUUGAAGAAAUUGCCAAACAAAUUAUACUUGCAGAAGGCCCCUCAGGACCCAACAGGGACUACCUUUUCCAACUUGAAAAGGCCCUCAUUCAAUUUGGAUUUGAGGAUAAGCAUGUAAUGGAUAUCGCGAAUGAAGUAAGGCGCCUACUUUCAGAGGCGGGUUAUUUGUUCGUGACACACGAGGCAUGAGAGUCUUGCCAACUCCAGCGUUCCUUAUCAUUCUAUGUUUGGAAAGUGCUAAUGGUUAGAAAAUAUUGUUGGGACUCGGAUUUGUGAACCUUGGGGUCAUGUAUGGACUCCCAAUUCCCAUACAUUUUUGUUUUUAUUUUUUUGAACGGCACCCUAUUCCCAUACAUUAUGUCGCAUGAUAUUUUAUCUCUCUUAAUGAGUUGAGAAAUUCUUGGUUUAUUA
Molecule: messenger RNA, 1068 nt
Organism: Rhododendron vialii
Lineage: Eukaryota; Viridiplantae; Streptophyta; Magnoliopsida; Ericales; Ericaceae
Product: gamma-glutamylcyclotransferase 2-3
Exons: 8
Coding region: 265-846 (193 amino acids)
Biological process (GO): glutathione catabolic process
Cellular component (GO): cytoplasm
Molecular function (GO): glutathione specific gamma-glutamylcyclotransferase activity; gamma-glutamylcyclotransferase activity
Source: RefSeq, a predicted model, not a curated record